CUUGCCUCCGAUUCAGAUCGGAGGUCGGAGCAGUGCAGACAGCGGACCGCCAGUUAUUUAACGGCUACCGGGUCGAGUGGAUUGCUGCUUCAAUUCACUGCAUCGCACGUGUGGCAUAUUUAACCUUUAUCCCGCGGUUCUUAUGAGUGAAAAGCAUAACCCGUAAAAUAUAUGUUUGUGCUAAUCUGUAUUUAAGGCUCGGAAGUAACAUGUGGAGGCUGCUAAAUGCGAUAUUAUUAGUGUUUAUUGUGCCCACAGCGAUCACUGUAUCCGACAACUUUCUUAAGAUGUUUGAGGGACAACAGACCCCAGUUGAUCCUUGCUAUGAUGAAGAUCGGCCGCGUCGGUGUAUACCAGAUUUCGUUAAUGCUGCUUUCGGUGUACCCGUGAAAGCGUCUUCUACUUGCGGCCUUCAUUCACCUGUACCUUACUGUGAAUCACCCGAGUCGGGAAGUAAUUCUCAGUGCUAUUUAUGCGACGACAGAUCACCAAAGAAUCGAUUUCCAGCGUCUCACCUUACUGAUCUCAACAAUCCAAAUAACGUAACUUGCUGGCGGUCUGAACCUUUGCCUCCAGUCACUUCCAUUAAUGCUGCACCAGAUAAUGUAACGUUGAUCCUCAGCUUAGGAAAAAAGUACGAACUGACAUACGUUAGUUUGCAAUUUUGCCCUAACACACCUAAACCAGAUUCUAUCGCGAUUUAUAAAAGUAUGGACUAUGGAAAGACGUGGCAAGCGUUUCAGUUUUAUUCGACUCAGUGUCGCAGAGUUUAUGGCAGGCCAAACAAAGCUACCAUCACCAAAGUGAACGAGCAAGAGGCACGAUGCACUGACGCCCAUCGUUACACGGGAGGCGAUAAUCAAAGCCUUGGACAAUCAUCGAGAAUAGCUUUUAGCACCUUGGAAGGCCGUCCUAGUGCAUUGGAUUUUGACAACUCUCCCGUCCUCCAAGACUGGAUUACCGCUACCGAUAUCAAAGUUAUUUUUAAUCGCUUCCAGAUGCCUGUUGACGAUACCAGUUCAGAAAAUCAAGAUACGGUUGCUCCUGAACACACUUUCAUAAAUAAACAAACUUUGGAACUUCAAACUAAAGAACCUGUUGUUCAGUUAGUAAACGAAAUGCAACCAUUAGAUACAGAGGAUUUGAAAACUCCCGAUUCUGCCGAUUUGCAAUUCAACGGGAUAAGUGGAGGGUAUCAGAUCACUCAUCAGUACGCUGUAGCUGAUUUUGCUGUUGGUGGAAGAUGCAAGUGCAAUGGACACGCGAGCCGCUGUGUCACAGCGAGAGACGGACAACUUGCCUGUGAAUGCAAACAUAAUACUGCGGGAAAAGACUGCGAAAGAUGUAAACCAUUCCAUUUUGAUAGACCGUGGGGUAGAGCUACCGUCAGAGAUGCCAAUGAAUGUAAAGCUUGCGAAUGUAAUCAACAUGCUCGAAGAUGUAGAUUUAAUAUGGAACUUUACAAACUGUCCGGACGAGUUUCUGGUGGAGUAUGUCUUAAAUGCCGUCAUUACACUGCUGGCCGACACUGUCACUACUGCAGGGAGGGAUACUACCGUGAUCCAACAAAACAAAUUACUCAUCGCAAAGCUUGUAAACCUUGCGAUUGUCAUCCUAUUGGGUCCUCAGGAAGAACAUGUAAUCAAGCUACAGGCCAAUGUCCAUGUAAAGAUGGAGUAGUAGGUACGACUUGCAAUCGAUGUGCCAAAGGAUAUCAACAAAGUCGCUCUCACAUUGCUCCAUGUAUCAAGAUUCCCGUUGUACAAAUUAUGGCCACUGAAGAAGAAAAUGAAAACAGCGAAGAUGACACAGACGCAGAUUCAAUGGCAGCUCACUGUGGUAAAUGUAAAUCCAGCACCAAGAGAUUAAAUCUGAACAAGUAUUGUAAAAGAGACUAUGCAAUUAUGGCCAAAGUACUAUCACGUAUGGAAAACAACGAAGAGGAACAUACCAAAGGAUGGAUCCGUUUUAUGAUUAGCGUAGAAUUUAUUUAUAAAAAAUCACGAAACUCCCGAAUACGGAAGGGUACUCUGCCAAUGUUAGUCCCUGAAUCGGAUUUAGCUUGCAAGUGUCCAAAAAUUAAAGCAGGAAAAUCAUACUUGUUUCUGGGACGAGAAAAAGACGAUUCACCUGCUGGUAUCCUUACAAAUAGUUUAGGAGUUACUGAAAGAUCAAUUGUUAUAGAAUGGAGAGACGAGUGGGAUCAACGAAUGCGAAGAUUCCGUAGAAGAGCUCGAAAAUGCAAGUAAUCUAUAUUAUACUAACAAUUACUUAAAACAUUUUUAUUAAAAUAAGGUAAAAUUUGACGCUAACCAAGUCACUGUGAUUUAAUUUUAAUGUUUUAUGUUGUAAGGUUAUUUAUGCAAUUGUAGAGGCUUCUUAUCAUGUCAUAUCAGUAUCAGUACUUUUGGCAAAAUGUCAAUCGUUACAAAGAGAUAGGUGUAAGGAACUGCAACCUGUAAAAAUUAAAUUUUUAUUUUUAAUAUAAUAUGUAUUGGAUAUAACUUAAAAUAAUUGAAGUUUAUAUUUUGAAAACAGAAAAAUACUUUACUCUCUGUGCUGUUUUCAGGUAAUUAAAUUUGCUACUUCUGUUGAUACAUUAGUGGUAAAUUUCAUCUUUUAUGAUUAUGUACUCCUAUCUUACGUAACACAAUUGACAUAACUUUUAUGCCUUAACUCAUUAUUAUGUAUGUAUUAUUAUACAGAGUAUUAGGGAAAGCAAUUGGCAAAAUUAAACUUAUUUUAUAAUGAAGCCUAAAACUUUUAAUGUCCUUGAAGAAUAUUUAAAUCACACAAUUACGAGAUACUGCACUACCAAAAUAUGUUUUUAUUGUCUUAUUUGACUGCUCUAUCAUUAUCAAUGUCCUACUGUUAGACGACGAGAUCAUUUUUUUUUCCGAAGAAAGACAAUUUUGGAACGCAGUUUUCAGUUAUGUCAAAUAUUAAAAUGAGAGAAAUGAUUAUUAUAUUAAACAGGAUUUCAUUAUAACGUUUUGAUAUUCCUAUAAUUCGUGAAACGUAAAAAUGAAUACCACGCUUGACUUACUAAAUAAACUGCAGGCGCCUAUAAUUAAGUCAAGUCUGACACAAAAUUGUGUCAAAUCUGUAUUUCUUCAAAAGUAAGUGUCCUUUCAUUUAAAACAUAAAUAAACAUAACUGAUAUAACUGCAACACAAAAAUAUAAAUAAAUAUGAGUUUUAUUUGUCAUUUUGCUUCUAAACAACUUUUAAAUUUUGACGGUGGCAUUUCCUAAUACCCAGUAUGUACUUAAUGAAGUACGCUUUUUUGUUAAUUUGUAUCAUUAUGGGUACUACUUACAUUAACAAACAAAUCCUAGCUCCACUUGUAAAUAUUAUUUAUUAUUAUUUUUAACAAAGAUUACUGUAAUAUUUAGUGUUUAUUUGAUAAUAAGAAUAUGUAUUUAUCUUUUUCUAGGCCGGAUAUAAUAUUAAAUUAUUUUAAACUGAAAUCCAUACGUUAUCUUUAGAUAUGUAUAGUAUUGCACUGAUUUUUUGCAUUAUUACUACAUUUGUUGUUACCGAUUACAUCUUCCUGAUUUUGUCUAACUUCAAAUAUAAUCACUUUUUGUAUUUUAAACAUAUUUAAACUGUAUUAUAAAAUUAAAUCAAACAAAUCACACGUCUGUAUUUCCUCAAGAAAUGUUUUUGUUGUUUUUUUUUAGCUCAGUUGAUCUUAAAAGAUGAUACCCACCAAAAAUUAUGUGUUCUAUUUUUCUGUCCCACUGUUACACAAUAAAUGGUUACUUUUUUUUUCACUUGCAUUUAUUAUUUUGUUUGGAUAGCAAUAUAGUCAAAUUAGAUCUAAGUUUCUCAUAUAAGAAAAAAUAUCAUGUAAAGAUUCCUUAC
This is a messenger RNA of Zophobas morio, 3866 nucleotides long. RefSeq names its product netrin-1. Gene Ontology annotation, biological process: tissue development; animal organ morphogenesis; dendrite development. Gene Ontology annotation, cellular component: basement membrane. The transcript has 7 exons. The record is from RefSeq and is a predicted model, not a curated record. NCBI's taxonomy places the organism in Eukaryota, Metazoa, Arthropoda, Insecta, Coleoptera, Tenebrionidae. The coding region runs from base 210 to 2249 and encodes 679 amino acids. Gene Ontology annotation, molecular function: protein binding.